AUGGCGCUGCCGGCCUUCGCAUCGCACGCCGGCUCCGCGGACGGGUCCCCGGCGCCGUGGGAGCGGCUGCUGCUCAUGUCCGGCAAGCCGCUGCUGCGGUGCCUGCGGGAGGCGUGGGACCUGGAGCGCGUGAAGAUCUUCCGCGCGGAGGAGACGGCGCGGGCGGCGCUGGAGCAGGACCGGGAGCGGAGCGCGCAGGUGAAGAAGCGGUCGCUGCAGCUGCUCGCCAAGCAGGGGAGGAAGGGAGGCGCUCGUGCUGCCCUGGCCGUCGACGGCGGCGGCGACCGGAGCGACGACGCGUGCGGCGUGUGCGCGGACGGCGGGCAGCUGUUGUGCUGCGACAGCUGCCCGUCGACCUUCCACCCGGAGUGCGUCGCCGUGCAGGGCGUCCCCGACGGCUCCUGGGCCUGCCACUACUGCCGCUGCUUCCUCUGCUCCGCCAGCGACGGCGCCCCCUCCACCUGCCACCAGUGCGCCCGCAAGUAUCACAACCACUGCCGCACGUCGCUGUUCGCCGGGCACGAGAUCGGGCCCUUCUGCAGCGAGUCCUGCAACAAGAUUGCGGCGAAGCUGACGGAGAUGGCGGGGGCGGCGAACAGGGCCGAUGAAGACGGCUACUCCUGGUCCCUGCUGAAGAUGCAGAAGGACACCAGGGACUCCGCCGCCGAUCUCGAGUGCAACAUGAAGCUGACCGUGUCGCUGGGUGUGCUGGAUGAAUGCUUCAACCCCGUCAAGGACCGGCGCACCGGCGUCGACAUGCUGCACCAGGCCGUCUACAGCCUCGGGUCGGAGUUCAAGCGGCUAAGUUACGAAGGAUUCUAUACCAUGGUACUCGAGAAGGACACAGAAAUCAUCUCGGUUGCCCUGUUAAGGUUCCAUGGCAACAAACUGGCUGAGAUGCCGUUCGCCGGCACGCUGCCGCACUACCGGAGGCAGGGGAUGAUGGGCCGCCUCGUCAAGGCCGUCGAGCAGGUGCUGACGACGGUGCAGGUGGAGAAGCUGGUGAUUCCGGCGGUGGCCGAGGUGGUCGACACAUGGAAGAGGUCCUUCGGCUUCGCGCCCAUGGAGCCGCGGCUGAGGGAGGAGGCCAAGAGGCUCAGCAUGGUGGUCGUCACCGGCACCGUCAUGCUGCAGAAGCACAUCGCGCCGCCGAUGACUGAGGACGAGCUGGCGUUCCUGGAGAUGAGCUGGCCGCUCUCCAGUUUCACCGACCUCGUCGCCGGGAUCGCGUUCCCGCCGCCGUCUGGCGCCGACCCGCUGGCCGCCGCCGUGAGGGGGCUGGGUGUGGGUGCCCGGGGGACGAGCGGCCGGCGGUCCUGCGGCGGCGAGGCGGUGGGCUCCAGCGUGUUCCAGAUGCAUAGCUACGCACCUGCUGCGCACGGCGCGGCAGGCUGGUUCCAUGCCUACAAACUGGCGGAGAUGCCAUUCAUGGGCACAAUGCCGCACUACCAGAGGCAGCGGAUGAUGGGCCGCCUCGUCAAGGACGUGCUGGAGUUGGUGCAGGUGGAGAAGCUGGUGAUCCUGGCGGUGGACGAGGUGGUCGACAUGUGGAAGAGGUCCUUUUUUGGCUUCACGCCCAUGGAGUCGCAACUAAGGGAGGAGCCCAAGAGAACAACAUGGUCAUCGUCACUGGCACCAUCGUACUACAUAAACACAUCGCCGAGCAAUAGAGUGCACGCGGAGAAGAGGAGAGUCAGGCGCCACCUAUGA
This is a messenger RNA of Triticum dicoccoides, 1710 nucleotides long. Its product is annotated as increased DNA methylation 1-like. The record is from RefSeq and is a predicted model, not a curated record. Gene Ontology annotation, biological process: regulation of transcription by RNA polymerase II; negative regulation of DNA-templated transcription. Gene Ontology annotation, molecular function: transcription corepressor activity; acyltransferase activity, transferring groups other than amino-acyl groups. Lineage: Eukaryota; Viridiplantae; Streptophyta; Magnoliopsida; Poales; Poaceae. The transcript has 9 exons. Gene Ontology annotation, cellular component: nucleus. Bases 1 to 1710 code for a protein of 569 amino acids.